AUGAAGUCUAAUGAUGCAAAUGAUAUAUGGAACAAAGGUGUGGUGGGUAUGAAUAAAUCAGCAGGGAAAAAGCGGGAAAAUAUAGACAUCAUGGACAGCACAAAUGAGAAGAAAAGAAAUCCACCUCCAAAUCCUACUUUAACCGAAAAGUCCAAAGAAAUUGCUACUACAACUGAGGAAGUGUUGCAUACGGUUACUGAACUUUUGAUAACCGAACCCCAGAAUCGUUUAGGAUUUGUGGAUCUUAUUUUCGGAGGUCUAAAUUACUCAAUAUCCUUAAAUACGAGUGAUUUAGCAAACUUUGACAAAUACAUUGAGAACGAAGAUGAAAAACAAGUUACAAGGCAUGUGAAUGUAAUUGCACAUGGAUCAGUACAAAAAGGUUCGUUUGAUCCUAAAACACAUAUUAUAACAAUGCUUUGA
Molecule: messenger RNA, 423 nt
Organism: Entrophospora sp. SA101
Lineage: Eukaryota; Fungi; Glomeromycota; Glomeromycetes; Entrophosporales; Entrophosporaceae
Source: the annotation of a GenBank genome assembly